Messenger RNA from Ruditapes philippinarum (Manila clam), 1050 nucleotides. RefSeq lists its product as uncharacterized. The transcript is spliced from 2 exons. Bases 232 to 825 code for a protein of 197 amino acids. NCBI's taxonomy places the organism in Eukaryota, Metazoa, Mollusca, Bivalvia, Venerida, Veneridae. The record is from RefSeq and is a predicted model, not a curated record.
CACAAUUAAUAACCAUAUAUUGUCACUUAGAGAAAUGGACAGGGGUGAGAAGGAAAUGUUCAUUAUGGGAAGCCUUCAACAAGUAAGUGCUGAUGAAACUUUGAAAGGUAAACAUAGAAAAAGGACAAGAUUUAGGUACGUGUUUCAGGGAAAAAGGUGUGCAAGGACGUGUUUUUAUAUAUAAACGAUAUAGGAAAGAAAUCGUUGAGGAACAUCGUUGACCAUUUUAGUAUGAAUGGGGCAGUACCACGUACCCAUGGCAACACCGGACGAAGACCGCAUCAUGCUCUUGGAUACAAUGAGAUCAGGUUUUGUGUUGACUGGUUGAUAUGGUAUGCCGACAUACAUGGUUUACCCAUGCCUGCAGCUCCGAGAGGACAUGACGGAGAAGCUCCUAUAUUGCUGCCAUCUAAUGUCACAAAAUGUAGUCUGCACACAUUAUAUUCUCAAGCCUGUAUAGAGUCUCAGGUUAGAAAGAUUGGAUUGUCAUCGUUUAAGAACGUAUGGAGUAAUGUUGUGCCGCACAUAAGAAUAAUGACUCCAAAAGAUGAUGUUUGUCAUAAGUGUGAACUUUUACGCCACAAGGUUGUAGAUGCUGUGACAGAGGACGCAAAAUUAGAUGCAGCAAAUCAUCUCCGUGAACACGUGCAGGAUGCAAAGGCUGAACGAGAAGUAUAUCAGACAGCAGUUGUCCAGGCAAGAGAAGAAAUGUCAACUCACAGACGACAUGACAGACCAGUAACUCCAGUAUCCGCAGAUUUAAACAAAGUACGUUGCUAUAAUAGUUACAUUCGAUCGCUUCUUAUUAUGAAUCUUACUUUUUAAAAUAAAUCACUAAUCUAUUGUAUGUAUACUUUAUUUGUAGCUUAUGUCAUGAUAAAAUAUAAUCAAAUACCACAAAUGAACUAUCAAAUUGCUACAGUAUGAAUGAUAGAUGAAGUGAUGAAAGAGAAUAAAGAAGGAAAUAAAUGCUGAUAAAAUUAAAUUUGAUAAAUAAAAUCGUUAUGUUUGAUAGCACAUUCAUCUAAUCCAGGAUUAGUUUAAUCCAUA